Callorhinus ursinus (northern fur seal) is the source of this 5386-nucleotide messenger RNA. RefSeq names its product ER lipid raft associated 2 (gene ERLIN2). The record is from RefSeq and is a predicted model, not a curated record. Gene Ontology annotation, biological process: SREBP signaling pathway. Gene Ontology annotation, molecular function: cholesterol binding; ubiquitin protein ligase binding. Lineage: Eukaryota; Metazoa; Chordata; Mammalia; Carnivora; Otariidae. Gene Ontology annotation, cellular component: endoplasmic reticulum membrane; endoplasmic reticulum.
UAAGCGCCUCGCAGACGUCUGAGACCGAGUUAUGUUAGCCCCGGGAGGCAGAAUCCACGCCCUGCGCGGGUGGGCCCAGGCACUCCUGGCUGUGAACUUUGCUGUCAGUUACCGUCGUUUUUCCAGAUCCUUCAGUGUUCAGGAAAUGAGUCUCCAGAUGCCAGCUCUUUCUCGUCCUGGUGCUUCCCACCCUGGGGAACCCUCUUUCUCCCCUAACCAUGGGCGUGGGCACCGGUGAGGUGCCAAGUGCCGGACUUCCUACCCUGGGGAACCCUCUUUCUCCUCUAACCAUGGGCGUGGGCACCGGUAAGGUGCAAAGUGCCGGUCAAAUGUAUGGGAGGGUGUAUUCAGAGCCCUCCCCCGUUUAGAUCCAAAGGAACAACUGGGAAGGUGGACGAAAGGCCAGAGAAUCCCAACAUGUGAACUCUGCUCACAUGCUGACUCUGUCUCUCCAGCAUCUGAAAGGAGAUAAAGGUUCGCUGAUGGCUCAGUUGGGAGCAGUUGUGGCUGUGGCUACCAGUUUCUUUUGUGCAUCUCUCUUCUCAGCCGUGCACAAGAUAGAAGAGGGACAUAUUGGGGUGUAUUACAGGGGCGGAGCCCUCCUGACUUCCACCAGCGGCCCGGGUUUCCAUCUCAUGCUACCUUUCAUCACAUCAUAUAAGUCUGUGCAGACCACACUGCAGACAGAUGAGGUGAAGAACGUGCCUUGCGGGACUAGUGGUGGUGUGAUGAUCUACUUUGACCGAAUUGAAGUGGUGAACUUCUUGGUCCCAAACGCAGUGUAUGACAUCGUGAAGAACUACACUGCCGACUACGACAAGGCCCUCAUCUUCAACAAGAUCCACCACGAGCUGAACCAGUUCUGCAGUGUGCACACACUUCAGGAGGUCUACAUCGAGCUCUUUGAUCAGAUUGACGAAAACCUCAAGCUGGCUUUACAACAGGACCUGACCUCCAUGGCCCCCGGGCUUGUCAUCCAAGCGGUGCGGGUGACCAAGCCCAAUAUACCUGAGGCAAUCCGCAGAAACUACGAGUUGAUGGAAAGCGAGAAGACGAAGCUUCUCAUUGCAGCCCAGAAACAGAAGGUGGUGGAGAAGGAAGCUGAGACGGAGCGGAAGAAGGCCCUCAUUGAGGCAGAAAAAGUGGCUCAGGUCGCAGAAAUCACCUAUGGGCAGAAGGUGAUGGAGAAGGAGACAGAGAAGAAGAUUUCAGAAAUUGAAGAUGCUGCGUUUCUGGCCCGGGAGAAGGCAAAGGCUGAUGCGGAGUGCUACACCGCUAUGAAGCUCGCUGAAGCCAACAAGCUGAAGCUAACGCCUGAGUAUCUGCAGCUGAUGAAGUACAAAGCCAUUGCUUCCAACAGCAAGAUUUACUUCGGCAAAGACAUCCCGCAUAUGUUCGUGGACUCUGCGGGCAAUCUGGGCAAGCAGUUUGAGGGGCUAGCUGACAAGCUGAGUUUCGAUGAUGAGCCCUUGGACGUAGACCCUGAGGAGAAUUGAAAGUUUUUUGUAUACAACCUCGGAUGACACUUAAAAGAGAUCUUUAUUUUUGAAUGAUGAACCGAGAUGCCCCUCCCUCCCACACUACCUGCUUUGACUCUCUUCCACAUUCUGUGGUGAAAAAAGAAGAAAUGGAUUUAAAUCUAUUCCCCUUCCUGGGAAGGGAGGGCAGGGAUUGCUGAUUUGGGGUCUUAUUCAGGUAAGCGGUUUAGAUGACUUCUGUUAAGGUGGGCAAACCAUGGGUUUGACCUUUGACCUCCAGACACUAAUUUUAGCCCUUUGAAGCUGGCUUAAGUAGCGAUUCAAUCAUUACAGAGUGGGAGAAAUAGAGGGUGUUGCCUCCAGGUGAUUUGCUUUCCCCGAUUUGGGAAAACGCGGUCCAAUUUUCUCACCUCUGCCUCCAAGGCGGGAGAUGCCUGUAGGUGAGGCUCAGCAGCUGAGCAACUGUGUGCUUGUGAGUCUGCCCACAGAGCUGCAGGGGAACAGCUGCAGAGAACGUUUGGCGUUGCUGGUAUUUUUGUCGGCAUAUGUGAGUCAUUUUAGAGGUACGCUUUCUCGAGCCCUCACAAGGAAGGACUGGUGCUAGGUUUUGCAAGCUCUUCUCUCCUACCCUCCUUGCCCCAGGGCUUAGAGAGCAGUGGUUUCUGACUACAUUCCAGAGUCAGGGUUUGGGCACCACCCCACAAUUCUUUUUAAAACUUUUCACCUGUUCUGUGAUUUGUUUUGUUUUUUUUUUCUCUCUCAAAUCUGUUCGUUGAUUCCACUCAGCAUUAGGAAGAUAGGAACAAACAACCCAAGUGUCUUACUAGCCGCUGAAGGGGGAUCGUUCCGUCUCUCAGCCACCAUGGUACCUGCUUGGCAGACGACGUAUGUUCUCAUUGUGGAGGUUCUAUGUUGAAGAGCUCCUCUGGCGGCUGAGAUCACCUGAAGGAUCUCCUGGUCUUAAGCUUAUAGCUUGUGCCGGCCAUCUGUCUGACAGAGUGAUAAAAAGGGAGCCCACUAAGUAGCACAUGUUUUGAAAUCUAGGGCACCGACAGCCACACGGGUCAGACUGAAUGCUCUGUCUCCGGAGACAGUUUGUGGGGUCCAUGUCAAGAGUUCGUGCCCAGGUCCCUGGAUUGGAAGGGCUGCAUCAAAAUGUUCAAAUGUUUUGGGUUUGGGUUUUUUGGGGUUUUUGUUGUUUUUUUUUCUUCAUUUCUAAUUAGGAAAAUUUUGUGUCAUUCUGGGAGAUUUGGGAUGGAGGAGAACAAACAUGAAAGAAAGGUUUUCUUACAUCCCGAAAUUGGGGUCGGGGGAUGGUAUCCAGCCUAUGGCCAUGCGUUGUGUACCAAAUUGUUUGCUUAGCUCCAUCUAACUUGCAGGCAUGUCGGUGUUCUCCGUGACAAACUCUGGCUUAGGAUCUGGCCUUGUUCUUAGCUGCCCUCCCCACCACCACCACCAAAGAAACUACCACUGUACCAAUUUUCCCUCAGUGAUACUAUGAACGAUACUUUCUGGCACAGAUCCCCACCUCAUUUUUGGUCCCAUGCCCAGACUUCUGCUUUAUUGAAUGGCCCUGGAAUUCAGGCCCCCUUGCUCCCAGGUAGCACCAGGCUUGUCUUGAGAGUCUGGGGAGCAUUCAGCGCGCUUAGGUAGAAACAGCAUGUUAACUCCUCUUAAUUCAAAUGUUGCCCUUCCCUGUUCUAAUUUCUGGGACUUAGUAUUCUCAGACCACUGGUCCUGGUCACACUUUGUGCAAGCAGCCAACUGUUCGUGGGAAUGAUGGAUUUUAAUGUGCUCAGAAGUGCUUGCAGAAGACAGUCUCCCAAGGCCAACACAGGGUAUCCAUUAUUAAGAUAUACUCACCCUCCUCCCAUUUCAAUGCCAUUAAUCACUUGUUAGGAGCAACAUGACACAUGACAUCCAGCUUCCCCAGUUUACAUAUUUGCUCCCUCUACUCUGAGAUUUGCUGCCUAGGGCUCAGAAAACACUACUUCAAUAGAACAAAAAGCAAGAAUAUCUCCACCUCUGGAUAGCACGUUUGCUCAGGUUCCUCACUUGAAAGCCCAAUACUAACAUCCUGUGACAGCUUGUCCCUUGCACUAGAUAUACUUUAACUACAAAAGAGCCUCAAUGAAGUAAAAUCCUGCUGCCCCUGCCUCCGUCAAUGCUAAUGUUGCUUCCCCUUUGAACAAAAAAUAUCAAUGUCAUAGUGCCCUUCAGUUUAAAUUCAGUGGUCAUCUGCACCUGCCUGAAUAGUAAAAUCAUGGAACUCAGCAGUUUCCUCAGCAUGGGACGACUAACCAAUCUGUGCGAUUCUGUGUCUUCAACACUCACUAGAAAAUCUGAUCUUAAAACAUUUGAAUUCUAAAUGUGUAAAAUGUGACAGCCUACACUUUUGUAGGCAGUAAAGUCAUGGCUGCUAUUUGUAAAUGGAACUUCUAUCAAAAUAAGUAGCUGUUUAUAAAAUUCAGUUUUUUGUAGGAUUUUUCCAAGGAAAAGUCACCUUGGUUGAAUGUUUCUCAUUAAACUUUACAGAAGUGGUUCAUAUUCAGUACUGUUUUUAAUCACUUUUUUGAUAUAAGGAUAGAAUAUUUGCAAGGAAGCCAAAGUUUGUUAAUAAUUUUUAUAAGACUAAUAUAAACUUGAAGGGAUCUGUGGUCAUAUUAACUUGAAGGAGGAAAAAAAGAUAAUUGAAAGAAUUCUGGCAAUAUAUUGAUCCAAAAAAAAAAGUUGUUUUCUAAAUGAUCUGUUGUGAUUUCUAUGGGUCUAUGUAUCUUUCUGCACUGAUGACUCUGCCAUUUACAGCGAGUAAGUAGUGAAAGUAAGAUCAUCGUCUUUACUGACUUAUCAAUUUAAGUUUGAUUGAAGAUAAACCUCAAUCCUCAGUUGAGAAUAAACCUGUGUGUUGUUGGCUAGUGACUACUCUGUGUGUCUGAACUUAACGGGCUACUUCAUUAGUUCUACUCAGUAGGGUUCGAGCCACUGUUUCUAUUGCUUCCUUAGAAAAGAAGUAAUAGCCAAUCAGUUUGUGUUUGGAUUUCCAUUUCUUUUUAUUUCUGCUUUUGUGUAAGCUGGUGAUUGAAUAGUCAAAACUAAUUCUUCUUUCAAAGAGCCCCAACAGUUUAAUGACCCCCUUUGUAAACAAGAAAUGAUUCUUCUAUUAAUCACUCUAUAAAUAAUAUGCUGGAUUAAUCACCUUGGGUUGAUAGCUGGAGAAAUUGUUUUAGACCACACUAAAGGUGUUAAUUUAUGUCUCAGUUUUAUUUUUAGUCUUGCUAAAUAAAAUCAUUCUUCUUUGUAUUUACUUUUUUUUGAAGUGAAAUUUAGUAAUAACUGAUAAUAUUAGGAUAGGUGAUACAAAGAAAUAAAAUGUCCCUCCCUAGUGAGUGGAGUGCAAGAUCACCCUAAAAAUAUAUUCAGAUGGCUAUCCCCAUUAUCAAGGUAGAAACAAUAAGUAAUUUGUAAACACGGCAUGAUUCUUGGUAGGUGCUAUGGAAAUUGAUCAUUUUAAAGAAUCCAUUCACUGCUGCAAUUCUGGCCCAAAAGGUAGAGAUGCUUUCAGUUGACCCAAAACUCAUUUUGAUAUCAAUUCAGUGAGAAAGUCCCAGUCUCUAAUCUGGAAAGCUGCCCAGCCUAAAGCUGCCAAAUAAAAUACACAAUGCUUGUUUCAAUUUGAAUUUCGUUUAAACAACUAAUAACUUUUAGUAUAAGUAUGUCUCAAAUACUGCAGGAGACAUACUAAAAAAUUAUUUGUUAUUUAUAUGACACACACAUUUAACGGAAUAUCUUGCAUUUUUAUUUGCCAAACAUGGCAACCCAAGCCCAGGCUUCCUCAGGUUUUUUAACGGUGCUCUCAAACUUUCUCUGUUGGUCUGAGAUCCCCUACACAAAUAACAUGAACUUACAAU